AUGCAUUUCUCUCAGCUCAUCGCCACAGCCGCCCUCUUCACCCAGGGCACCCUAGCUGUUGGCAUCAAGAUCUACACUGGCCGCGACUGCACUGGCACGGAACAGACUCUCACUGUCGAUCACAACGCAGCCUGCAAUCCCAAAGUUCAACGUUUCCAGUCCUACAAGGAGAACGGAUUCGGGCCCGGCAACGGGCAGAGAAUUGCCUUCUACGCUCAGCCGAGUUGCUCUCAGGAGUCGUUCAUCUAUGACACCUACUCUAACAAUGGAGAUUACUUCCAUUCCAAGCAGUGCUACAAUAUCAACGGCCACUCCCCUGUCACGUACGCUCAAGGUGCUAAGCUCUAUUAG
Fusarium verticillioides 7600 is the source of this 351-nucleotide messenger RNA. RefSeq lists its product as hypothetical. The record is from RefSeq and is a predicted model, not a curated record. Bases 1 to 351 code for a protein of 116 amino acids. The transcript has a single exon. Lineage: Eukaryota; Fungi; Ascomycota; Sordariomycetes; Hypocreales; Nectriaceae.